Molecule: messenger RNA, 570 nt
Organism: Helobdella robusta
Lineage: Eukaryota; Metazoa; Annelida; Clitellata; Rhynchobdellida; Glossiphoniidae
Exons: 3
Coding region: 1-570 (189 amino acids)
Cellular component (GO): membrane
Source: RefSeq, a predicted model, not a curated record
AUGGGCGUAUGUACGAUGACGUUGGUUGUCGGCCUCAUGUUGAGGAUGAUCUAUAAGAACUAUGGCAUCAUGAAGAGCAAAAAGAUGUCUGAUCAUCUGCCGAAUGUUGUCAUAGUUCUUGCCGUCUCUGUCUUCUUUAUAAAUGCUGGCUCUGCUUACGUGGAUCUGGCCGUAACGGAUUGGCGUGCAGUCUACAAAGACCAAGAGUUUUUCCUUCUUGCUCCACUUUUAAAGAUCAUUCUGCAGUUGAUUUCGUUCAUAACAGUAACAUAUUUUGGUAGCAUGUUCCUCGAUCUCCCCCCUUUUCUUGUUAAAAACUUUGAAAAGGGGAUAGCGGAGCGCCUGAGAACUUACCACAGCAACGCUGACCACAAGGCGACCAUCGAUGAAAUGCAGUACCACUAUCGCUGUUGUGGGGGGGCCAAUUACAAGGACUGGCUGACCACCCGCUGGUACCUUCUCAGGUACUCCUACUAUGAAUUCGACCAGUCCAUGAAAGCUAAGUUAGGAAAAUUUGAUGUUAACGCUGUUCAGCAUGUCAAGACGAUUCUUGUUUUGGUCACAACAUGA